This is a messenger RNA of Phascolarctos cinereus (koala), 3254 nucleotides long. It is a transcript of the gene SLC27A1, whose product is annotated as solute carrier family 27 member 1. Lineage: Eukaryota; Metazoa; Chordata; Mammalia; Diprotodontia; Phascolarctidae. Gene Ontology annotation, biological process: long-chain fatty acid metabolic process; long-chain fatty acid import into cell; medium-chain fatty acid transport. The record is from RefSeq and is a predicted model, not a curated record. Gene Ontology annotation, molecular function: long-chain fatty acid transmembrane transporter activity; oleoyl-CoA ligase activity. Gene Ontology annotation, cellular component: plasma membrane; mitochondrial inner membrane; endoplasmic reticulum membrane.
UGAAAAUAGAGAUGUAAUUUUUUUCUUCCAUCCAAGUUCACAGAUCCCCUGAAAUCCUGUUUUAGAGGGGAUCCUUGUUCAGGCUGGAUGGUCCCUGAGCUGCCGCUUUGGGAAUCGUGGAUCUAGACCGCAGGAGUUUCAAGCAGGGAUGGCUGGUGUCGGUUUUGGCACAUUCAGAGGUCAAGGAGGACGAGGAUUUGGCAUAGACGUACGGACUUAUCCAAACUACCUGGCAAGGUGCUGGCCAGGGAUUGGGAGCCCGAUGCCUCUGUGCGGUCCGUGCGGCCACUAGCCAACUGACACAAAUAAGGAGGUGGACACACCUCUGCAAACACGGGUUCAUUCAUUCUACAAGCAUUAGGGGGCGGCCUCCCGCAGUGUGCUUGGGACUAGCAGCCUGGGCCCGCACGUUCAGAGCCAGGACCGGAACUGGCAGCUUGAGUCGGAGGACGCCGGACAGAAGUCCAUCCGGGGCCUCAGUUUCCACAUCUGUCCUGCCGGGGGUGGGGGGAGGAGGCUGGCGAGAGGCCAAGCUCUCGCCUCUCGUGGCUCCCCUGCUCGGCGCCUGCCUGGCGGCAGGUUGCCAUGGAAACGAAGGGUAGCGGCAGGGUGGCUGUUCUAGCUGCCGGAUCGCGGAACCGGCCUCUCUGGCCUCCCAGAAUGCGUGCUGCAGGCCUUUGCACAGCAUCACUGGCCUCAGUGGGCUUCCUCCGCUUCCUGGGACUGCCCUGGUCUUGGGGUCUGGCAGCUGUUCUGACUAUCUAUGUGGGCACCGGCGGUUGGCGACUUCUGCGCAUUAUUUUCAAGACAGCACUAAGGGACCUUUUUGGCCUCUCUGUACUAUGCAGUGUCCGCUAUGAGCUCCGACGGCACCAGCAGGCCAGGCACACGAUUCCCUGCAUCUUCCAGGAGUUGGCCAACCAACAGCCACAAAAGGUGGCCCUAGUAGAUGCAGUCAGCGGAAAACAGUGGACGUUCCAGCAACUCGAUGAGUACUCCAAUGCAGUGGCCAACCUGUUCCUGCAGCUUGGCUUUGGGUCUGGCGAUGUGGUUGCCAUGUUCCUGGAGGGCCGGCCUGAGUUUGUGGGACUGUGGCUUGGCCUUGCCAAGGCAGGAGUGGAGGCUGCCUUGCUCAAUGUGAACCUGCGGUUGGAGCCCCUUACAUUCUGCCUCAGCACUUCGGGGGCCAAGGCCCUGAUCUUUGGGGGGGAGCUAGCAGCUGCUAUUUCAGAAGUGAGUGUACAGCUGGGGAAAAACCUAGUGAAGUUCUGCUCUGGGGACUUUGGGCCAGAAGGUGUCACCCCUGAUACUCACCUUCUUGAUCCUAUGCUGAGUGAGGCCUCCACAGCACCCCCUAUGCAAGUGCCUCCUAAAGGGAUGGAUGACCGUCUCUUCUACAUCUAUACUUCUGGCACUACUGGGAUGCCCAAAGCUGCAAUUGUAGUACAUAGCAGAUACUAUCGAAUUGCAGCCUUUGGACACCAUGCCUACAGAAUGAAACCCUCAGAUAUAAUUUACAAUUGUCUCCCUCUGUACCACUCUGCAGGGAACAUCAUGGGGGUAGGGCAGUGCCUUCUGUAUGGGCUCACAGUCGUCAUCAGGAAGAAGUUCUCUGCCAGCCGCUUCUGGGAUGACUGCAUCAAGUACAACUGCACGGUGGUUCAGUACAUUGGUGAAGUCUGCCGUUACCUUCUGAAGCAGCCUGUGCGGCCUGCAGAGAACCAGCACCAUGUGCGCCUUGCUGUGGGCAACGGACUGAGGCCUGCCAUCUGGGAGGAGUUCACCUGCCGUUUUGGGGUCCAGCAGAUUGGAGAAUUCUAUGGUGCAACUGAAUGCAACUGCAGCAUUGCCAACCUAGAUGGAAAGGUGGGAGCAUGCGGUUUCAAUAGCCGGAUCCUGCCCAAUGUGUACCCAAUCCGUUUAGUGAAGGUGAAUGAGGAUACAAUGGAGUUGCUGAGGGAUGCCCAGGGGCUCUGCAUUCCCUGCCAGCCUGGGGAGCCUGGUCUUCUGGUUGGGCAGAUCAAUCAGCAAGACCCACUUCGCCGGUUUGAUGGGUAUGUCAAUGAGAGUGCAACCAACAAGAAGAUAGCAUAUAAUGUGUUCCGGAAGGGAGACAGUGCCUACCUCUCAGGAGAUGUACUGAUGAUGGAUGAACUUGGCUACAUGUACUUCCGGGACCGGAGUGGAGACACAUUUCGCUGGCGUGGGGAGAAUGUCUCUACAACUGAGGUGGAAGGCGUCCUAAGCCGUGUUCUCGGCCAGACUGAUGUGGCAGUUUAUGGAGUGGAUGUGCCAGGAGUGGAAGGCAAGGCUGGAAUGGCUGCCAUUGCUGACCCCCAUUCUACACUGAACCCCAACGCCCUGUACCAGGAGCUACAGAGAGUGCUUCCACCAUAUGCUCGUCCCAUCUUCCUUCGCCUCCUGCCUCAAGUGGACACAACAGGGACCUUCAAGAUCCAGAAAACACGGCUUCAGCGGGAAGGAUUUGACUUGCACCAGAUGUCAGACCGACUCUUCUUCCUGGACCUGAAGCAAGGGAGAUAUAUUCCCAUGGAUGAAAAUGUCUACACUGGCAUCUGCACAGGAGCUUUCUCCCUUUAACAGAGCUUGCUGCCCCAUCCCUUACCCUUUUCUUCUCUGACAGUGAUGGAUGGGACUGAGGACAUCCCCUGCCCUGGACCCAGCCAGUGUCCUUCUUCCCAAAGAAUGGGUAGGGGGGAGGCCCUAAAUUUUCCUAAUGUGAUUUGUCAAAAUUGCUUCCUAAGCCCUUCCCUGACCCUUCCCUCAGGUCCAGGGCUCUGAUUCAAGCAGGAGCCGAAGAGGAUCAGACAGAAGAUCCUCAGGGUUACUGGAGUAUCUGAGGGUUGGGUUGCAACCAAGAGGUUCACAAGAUUCUGAGCAUUUCAGUCUAUGUGGUUCCUUGAAUGUUUCCCAAAUGAGGGUUUGAUACCCCAUCACAGAGUGCUGAGUGGUCUGCCUGGCUCUUCUCUCAGAGCUGGAGGGGACUCCUGACAAACAGGUUGUCUCUGGAGUGGUGGGGUGGGGCAGGGUAUGGGGAGCUGCCACAAAGCCCUGUCUUGUCUGGCCUGCUUCAGCCAGAAUUGGUCAGCAAGGGUCAUUUCUCUGCUUUUCUUUGCUCCUUAACUACAAACUGUCCCAGACAGGAGGGCUACAAUGUCAAUGCCUCUUUUGCACAGAGGGGACCAUUCCUGCCUGUUUUAUUGGUUGUGCCUUAAGAAGCCCUCAGUCAUUAA